Lottia gigantea (owl limpet) is the source of this 1602-nucleotide messenger RNA. RefSeq lists its product as hypothetical. NCBI's taxonomy places the organism in Eukaryota, Metazoa, Mollusca, Gastropoda, Lottiidae. Gene Ontology annotation, molecular function: ATP binding; RNA helicase activity; nucleic acid binding. Gene Ontology annotation, biological process: maturation of SSU-rRNA. The transcript is spliced from 15 exons. The coding region runs from base 1 to 1602 and encodes 533 amino acids. The record is from RefSeq and is a predicted model, not a curated record.
AUGGAUGGCUAUCAUCUUUUUAAACUACUUGGUACAGGAGCCAAGUUUGAUUUUAAACGAUUUAAAGACGAUGCUGUGAAGUUAAAGUGUCAUUAUUUGUGGGUUCUCACAAACAGAAUUCACUUUGAAAGGUCUUUGGAGUUUACUGUAUGUAAUCUAAGUGAAAAACCAGAAAAACACACCACUGAAAUGAAAAUUGAAGAUAAUUUUGAAAUAUUUACCAAGAAAUUCUUUAAAUUGCACCUAGAAAGUCUUCAAUUGAAAAAAUACAAUAAGAAAAGUUUAAGAAAGUUGUACAAAAUCCACACCCAUGGCACAGAUAUUCCUCAACCCUUUGAUGAUUUUGAUUAUUUGGCCAAUUCCUACAAAUUACAUAGAUUAUUAGUAGAAAAUAUUAAGAAAGUAGGCUAUAGUCAACCAACUCCUAUUCAAAUGCAAGCUAUUCCAGUUAUGUUACAGGAAAGAGAAAUAAUGGCUUGUGCACCAACAGGUUCUGGUAAAACUGCAGCUUUUAUUAUACCUGUGCUUCAUCAUUUACAAGCACCAAAAAAUGAAGGUUUUAGAGCUCUUGUAUUAGCUCCUACUAGAGAAUUAGCUAAACAGACAUUUAGAGAAUUUGAGAGAUUAUCAGAAGGCUUGGGAUUCCGUGUUCAUUUUAUUAGCAAAGUUGCAAUAGCUGCCAAGAAGUUUGGUCAAAAAUCCAAGAAAAAUUUUGAUAUAUUAGUGACAACUCCUAAUAGAUUAAUUUGUAUGUUACAAUCUGAACCUCCUUCUAUUACUUUAAAUAGUGUUGAAUGGUUGAUUAUUGAUGAAUGUGAUAAGUUAUUUGAAGACGGUAAAUCUGGUUUCAGAGAUCAGUUAGCUGUUAUAUAUAAAGCAUGUGAUAAUAGUCAUAUAAAGAGAGCUAUGUUUAGUGCUACGUUUUCCUAUGAUGUAGAGGAAUGGUGUAAAGCUAAUUUAGAUAAUGUUAUUCAAGUUUAUAUUGGUGAUAUAAAUGCUGCAGCUAAAACAGUUAAACAAGAAUUGCUAUUUGUUGGUUCUGAAAAUGGAAAGCUUUUGGCUGUAAGAAAUUUGAUCAAAAAGGGAAUUCAACCACCAGUAUUAAUAUUUGUACAAUCUAAAGAUAGAGCUAAAGAUUUAUUUUCUGAAUUAAUAUAUGAUGGUAUUAGUGUAGAUGUUAUACAUGCUGAAAGAACACAAUUACAGAGAGAUAAUGUAGUGAGCAGUUUUCGAGCUGGUAAAAUCUGGGUAUUAAUAUGUACAGAGUUAAUGGGUAGAGGAAUAGAUUUUAAAGGAAUUAAUUUAGUUAUAAACUAUGAUUUUCCUAGUAGUGCUGUUAGCUAUAUACAUAGAAUAGGACGGACUGGUAGAGCUGGUAGACCAGGUCAUGCUAUAACAUUCUUUACUGAAGAUGAUGCAACAAAUUUAAAAAGUAUAGCUAAUGUAAUACGUAAAGCUGGCUGUCCAGUACCUAAAUAUAUGUUAUCUAUGAAGAAAACUAAAAAGGAAGUAUUAAAGAAGAUGGCUAUCAGUGAAGUACCAAGACAAAGAAUAUCUACAGUACCAUUAUUUAAAUUACAAGGAAAAGAUAGAGAACAGUAA